Messenger RNA from Phragmites australis (common reed), 1599 nucleotides. RefSeq names its product peroxidase 16-like. The coding region runs from base 326 to 1339 and encodes 337 amino acids. The transcript is spliced from 4 exons. The record is from RefSeq and is a predicted model, not a curated record. Gene Ontology annotation, biological process: hydrogen peroxide catabolic process; response to oxidative stress. Lineage: Eukaryota; Viridiplantae; Streptophyta; Magnoliopsida; Poales; Poaceae. Gene Ontology annotation, molecular function: peroxidase activity; heme binding.
UCCCUUGUCCCCAUCGUUUCAAGUAACUCUCUCUCUCUCCCCCGCAAGGCCGAGGCCAGCCGCGCGCGAGCUCAGCUCCUCGUGUCCGCCUCAACUCAUCUAUAUAAGCGCUCGCCUCUCUCCUCACUUAAAUCAUCCAGUGUUAGCUCCGCACGGAGAGAGAGAGAGAGAGAGAGAGAGAGAGAGAGAGAGAGAGGAGGCGGAGCAGCAGCAGCAGCAAACAGGGAAUUAAGGCCAGACAGAUAGGUGGUAGAGAGAGGAAUUAGCGAGAGCUGAGCUGAAGGGGAGGGCAGCAACAACCAUAGCUAGCCAGUAGAGCAUAGCAAUGAGGUCGACGAGGAGAUCCUUUCCGUCGUCGUCGCGGCAGAGCGUGCUGGCCGCGCUCGUAGGCGUGGUGUUGGCGGCGACGGCGUGCUGCGCGGCGGCGCAGCUGAACCAGAGCUACUACGCGUCGACGUGCCCCAACGUGGAGACCCUGGUUCGCGGCGCCGUCACCCAGAAGCUGCAGGAGACCUUCAACGCCGCGCCCGGCACGCUCCGCCUCUUCUUCCACGAUUGCUUCGUCAGGGGGUGCGACGCGUCUGUGCUGCUCUCGGGUCCCGACGACGAGCACAGCGCGGGCCCGGACACGACGCUGUCCCCCGACGCGCUGGACCUCAUCACCCGCGCCAAGGCGGCCGUCGACGGCGACCCGCAGUGCACCAACAAGGUCUCCUGCGCCGACAUCCUCGCCCUCGCCGCCCGCGACGUCGUCUCCCAGGCGGGCGGGCCGUACUACCAGGUGGAGCUGGGUCGGCUGGACGGCAAGGUCGGCACACGCGCCGUGGUGAAGCACAGCCUCCCCGGCGCCGGCUUCGACCUCGACCAGCUCAACAAGCUCUUCGCCGCCAAUGGGCUCACGCAGACCGACAUGAUCGCGCUCUCAGGGGGGCACACGAUCGGCGUGUCGCACUGCGACAAGUUCGUGCGGCGGCUGUACACGUUCAAGGGCGGCGCGGCGGCGCAGCGCGGCCCGCCGAUGAACCUCUACUUCCUGCGGCAGAUGCGGCAGACGUGCCCGCUCAACUACAGCGCGUCCGCCUUCGCGAUGCUGGACGCCGUCACGCCGCGCAAGUUCGACAACGGCUACUACCUGACGCUGCAGCAGAUGAAGGGCCUGCUGGCCUCGGACCAGGUCCUCUUCGCCGACCGCCGGUCCCGGGCCACCGUCAACUACUUCGCGGCCAACCAGACGGCGUUCUUCGACGCCUUCGUCGCCGCCAUGGCCAAGCUCGGCCGCAUCGGGGUCAAGACCGGCGCCGACGGCGAGAUCCGCCGGGUGUGCACCAAGGCGAACUAGCACGUCUGCACGUGCAGCUGGAGUUGCAUCGCGUUGGUUGAUCCGCACCGUACAUUGUGCAGUAGAGGGUUGAGGUUGUCCGUCACUAGCUUGCUGCUGUCCAUUCUCAAGAGUCCAUCGAUCACAUCACAGUGUAUUAAUUUGUUCCCGCCCAAUUCUUUUCUAGAUCGUGUAAUCAUCAUGUUAGAAGAAGAGGCUUCAUACAUCUUAUCAGUUCAGGGCCUACCACAAUGUGACACAAGAUGAAGGUACUACACUUA